UGUCAUUCGAGUGCUACAUCGUGCGUUGGCCGAAGCAGUUGCUCUUGUGUUCAAGUACAACGCAGAUGGUACACCAAAAACAAAAAACAAAACAAAGCUAAAGUGUAUAACAAAAACAUUGCAGUACAACAAUGAAAUCACGUAAAAAUACCGCGAAACUAACUCAAACUGUAAAAAACGAAUGCCAAGCCGAUUUUUCGUUGCCACUCGUCUGUACAAUAUACGUAAUAUAAGGUCUGCAAAUUCAAGUUCGUUAAAGGUUUUACUGCACUCCAACGCACGCCAGUGUGUCUGUUUCGUUUAAUGCAAAGCAUAAGCGGGUUCUCAUAGUUGUUGGUGUUGUUAUCUCGGCGCGCCAUUCAACUGUUGUGAAUGAUGUCGUGCGCGUUGACUUUCGGUCUUUUCAACAUCACUGCUGCUGCCUCGGUUGAAUGGGGGAAAACAGUGUAUUCUUGGCGUAUAUAGUAAACAAAAAACGGCGAUAAGUGCUUAAUCGCUUCUUAAUCGAGCGCGAGUGCGUACGCAUAAGUAAGUUCGGUGGAGUUCCGUUGUAGCGACAAAUAUUUAUUUAGUAGCAAUUUCGCGUUCGUAAUCACAUUGAAUUUACUUCCAAGAAGAACGUAUACAAAAAAAGGACGUAUGCAUGCCAGUACCAUCUACACAUUUUAAGCCGGAUAAUUGCACAGAUAUCAAACAAGUAGAAAGAAUCCAAUUAGCCCAAAAAUAACAACCGUUCAGAUUAUAGAAUUCCGUUAAUUUUACAAAGGCAUGCAAAAGCACAAAAGUAUUAGGAUGAAAGGCAAAAGAAAACAAAGGCAAUCAGCCAAAGCAAACACUGUCUAAGGAUGGAAUUGGACUCCUGCACGCAUACAUACAUGCCUACGUGUGUGUAUACAUAUAUUAAAUUAUUCAUGCAUUAGCCCCCAUUACAUAACACGUUUAAGGUUUUUGGAGUUGCUAAAGUAUAUACGCUUCAAUAAAAGCAAAUUUAUUCUCGCAGCUCUUUUCUGCUGAGACAACAUUCUCAGAGCAACACAGUCGGCAGCAGGCAUCCACCCGCAAUGCUCAGAAGUACCAUCAACUCGUCCGUUGCGAAGUCUUUAAAAGUAAUUUUUCCCACAAUGAAUACUACUUCACCCAAAUCAUCCCUCGCCAAAUUGGGUAUACACACCACCAAGCAUAAAUCACUAAAAGUUAUGGUGUUGGGGCAGAGCGGUGUUGGAAAAUCAGCUAUGGUUGUUAGAUUUAUUACUAGACGGUUUAUUGGUGAAUAUGAUCCUAAUCUAGAGAAGGUUUAUACUCACAACACCACAUUUGACAAUGAGCUCAUACAGUUUGAUAUACUGGACGCGGCUGGACAACCCAAUAAAGAAGAUUGCGUCAGUUUGGACUCAAACAUACGUUGGGCGGACGCUUUCAUACUAAUGUACUCGGUAACCGAUAAAUGUAGUUUUGAUGAGUGUAAUCGACUGAAAUUUUUGAUCAACUAUAAUAAAAGGCGACGUAAACUUGGUUCAAAUAGUAAGGACUCUCUCUCGGAUGUGCCGGUCAUUUUGGUGGGCAACAAAACAGAUCAAACGGGCGAUCGCAUGGUGAGCAUUGAAGAAGGUCAACGACGUUUUCGUGAUCUAACAUGUGUCUGCUUUCAUGAGAUCUCUGUUCGAGAGAGUGUUGAUCAAGUUCAGGCAGUGUUUCGCGAUGUAUUUCGCUUUUGGCGUGUCUUCAGCAAGUUUCCCAAACUGAAACGUUCCACCAGCGACGUACAAAAUGCUUCCGAUUCAGCGCUGAGCCCCGAUUCGGGUUGCUCCUUCUACGAUCCGUCAUCGUAUAACAGUGAAACACGUAGAUCCUUUUUCAUAAAUGCCAAUACCUGCCUGGAGGAGACCGACCACACAGAAUCCACCGAUGAACUCGGUUCCGGUAGCCUCUGCAGCUCUCGUUGCGAAAUGGAUACACCAUUUCGCAGUAGAGCUUCCACAGAUGGCACAUUAUUGUCGCGUCCACGUCGCUGGCGUUAUCCACCACCUGGUUGUCUAAUGCCACACACCAAUCGUGUCGAACGUCGCAUGAGCAUCUCAACUCGUGGCAGCAACGCCAGCUAUUGACUACUAAUGCAUCACUGAGAAGCGCUCGGCUUCAAUAGUAAGUGGUUGUUGCUGUGACAAGUUUUAAUUAUGUACAUAAUUACAAGGCUUUGCUCAUUGUACAAAAACAAUUGUAAUUAUUUUUGAGUAUGUAAUAAAAAAGAUUCAAUAUGCUAAAUGGGGGCGCGUUGCACGCUUAUUGAUAGA
Bactrocera oleae (olive fruit fly) is the source of this 2291-nucleotide messenger RNA. Lineage: Eukaryota; Metazoa; Arthropoda; Insecta; Diptera; Tephritidae. The record is from RefSeq and is a predicted model, not a curated record.